AAAAUUUUAUACCGAAAAGAUUAAAUUGAUACAAUUCUUUUAUGCGUUAAAAUUAGAUUUUUUUGAAAAUAGAAUAUUAUAUUCAUGCUCCAAUAACAUAUAGAUCUCACUUGUGCAAAUAAGCCAAAUGUAUUUGGAAAAUCUUAGCGCGAUAAUAUCGGCAAAUCGGGCAAAUUAUUAUUAUAGAGUAUUGUCUUUCUUGACAAGUUCAUUGAAGAAUUCCAUUUCCUGUUGUAUUUAUUUAUUCUCGUCAAUAAUGCAUGUUAAUUCUGAAACUUCUUUUUUAACUCAUAUCAUAUCAUUCUUAGAUUCGAUAACAUACAAAUGCGCUGAUAAAGGUAUUCAUUAAUAAUAUCACGAUUUUUUGGAAAAUAUCGUGAUUGUUGAAAUAUAUUUCAGAUGAUUUUUUUACAUCUUUAUUAUUUUGUUUUAUUUUUAAUAAUAUUCUGCAAGUCUUGUGCGAAAAGAAAAUCAUCCUUUGCGCGCGGACCUAAUCCUAUUUUUUUCUAACUUAUCUACAUUAUCAUUACACAAUGUUAGAUUAUUUUGUCUAAGCUAUCGUCAUUAAUAUGCUAUUAUAUCUGCAACAAUGCGUUGUUUAAUUCUCCAUUUUCAUAUCAUGUUACGAUCAAUUGAACUAAAGCAGGGCUUUGUCCAGGCUGUAAUUUUAGUAGUAAGUUGAUCAAAAAGUUGCUACGAGUUAUUGUCAUUGCUAAUGUCAAAAUAAUAAUGCGGCUGUGGUCUACAAAAACAUCUAUCUCGACUCUCAAUUCGGAAUAAAUAAUUUGUAGACCACAGCCACAUUAUUACGCACAGGAACUGAUCGCGAUGGAUUUUAAAAAGAACUUCGCAUACGGAACUAGUCGCACCAGUUACUUCGAAUUGAAAAGCAAUUCCUAAGAAUAUUCGAUUCAACGGCAUCGCAAGAUAAUAUAUGAAAAAAAACGGCUUCUCCACUACCAGUAUCGUCUUUUUCAAUUCAAUCGCAAAUUCCAAACAAUUUUUGUUAAAUAAUUUAUCACGCACUUUCGCAAUCUUAUCUCCUUGUUAUCUUGCUCCGAUUUGUUUGCAUCGAUCGUAUUCUUUAGAGUCUUAUAUAAUAUAUCCUAUAUAAUCUAAUAUUCUUGUUUUCGUUAUCUGUCUAAAUUUAUUCUCCGAUUUUAUAAAAAUUUUCAGCAUUAAGGCGAAUAAUUGCUCAUCAUUUGCUGCAGUAGAAAAAAUCUCUCAUAUUUCAGGGGUUUUUUUUUAAUAUCAUACAAAUCUUCCAUAAGUAUCUCACAGUUUUUUCGUUGAUUUUUCGGUUUAAUAAUAAUUGUCUUAUAAUAUUUUCGAAAAGCAUGAUUUAUAUAUUUUUUUUCAUUUUCAAAAAAUUUUAUUGUUGCUUUAAUAUUUAGCUGUAAAGUAUUCCAAAGUUCAAAUCUUUGAUCUUUACAUAUGAUCGCGUGCACUUAGUACUUGCGAUUUGAGCUUGGAUUUGGAAGGAGUGUCACGCGGAGUGUGGUUUACAAUCGCAGGGUGUUACGAAAAUAAAUACGAAAUACUUGGACAAACAUCUAGGGCGUAUUCCUCACGUCAAAAUAAAGAAAAUAAUUUAUAUAAACUCAUUGUCAAAUAUGAAUGGUUGCGAAAUUAUAUAAAAUAAAAUGUUUAUGUUAAAACGUUAUUAAUUAAAUAAUCAUAAGUAACGAUACAUGAUUAUAAAAAAUGGAAGAUUUAAUAAAAAUGGAAGGAAAUGAUUCAUAUUCGACAGAAGAUGACGAUUCUUUAUACAUCGCUUCAAAAUGUUGGGAACGCAUUAUGGAUGGUGCUGUCAAGACUGGUUAUAGAGAAGGAAUACAAGACGGAACGGAUUCUGUACUACAAGAAGGAUUUGACAUAGGUUAUAAAGAUGGUUUUGAGACAGCUUUUAAAUUGGGAAAAUGCAAAAGUCUGGCUACUAUUUUAUCACCUACUUUAAAACAUCCUGCGGAUGUAGCCACUGUUCUCGAUAAAACUAGACGAGGUGCAUGUUGGAUAUGCAGUGUGGAAUCACAAAACGAAACUUGCAAUACAUAUGAGAAUAUUCAAUUUUCUGAAAUCCUAAAUAAUCAGAGGAUACAUUCUAAAACAGUAAUAAAUAGGCUACACGAAUAUUUUGAACCAAUCUUAAAUAAAUCAGGCAUUGGAACUAAUUUAACUAUUUAAU
Messenger RNA from Cataglyphis hispanica, 2185 nucleotides. RefSeq lists its product as uncharacterized. The record is from RefSeq and is a predicted model, not a curated record. The transcript has 2 exons. Lineage: Eukaryota; Metazoa; Arthropoda; Insecta; Hymenoptera; Formicidae. Bases 1705 to 2184 code for a protein of 159 amino acids.